CAUAACUGCUCGUCAGCUGUCAGCGUUUUUUUUUUAUCUACUCCAUUUCAUUCAGUAAUCUACACUACACACAUCAGUUUGUUCGAUCAAAUAUUUACAUAAUGAAAUUAAUUAGAUUUAGCUAUUUAUGGUCUAAUUAAUGUGCAGUGAAUUAUUGGUAUCGACAUUAUCAGUAUUUUGAGUUUGACUUAGCACGCAAACACAUCAAGUGCUUUACGACGAAAUUUAGUGAAACGUAAACUACAGUGGCCACCCAAAUUCCACCCACACAUAAGAAUUGUGAUUAUUUUUGAAAAUUUAAAUUGAUUGCAAAAUGAACAAUCUUUGAUAAGAUCUUGUGAGUUGAACAAAGAAAAUUUAUCAAUUCAGUUGCUCGUUUCGUCCAAUUGCCACGCAGUGUAACAGCAUAAAGUGAGUUGUUAUUGAACACAAACUACUGAAAAAACAACAACAACAACAUCGUUUUCGCACCUGGCUUUUUGUUGGAGUGUUUUAUCGAACUGCACCUGGCGAAUAUUUCUUUUUGUAUGGGAAAUGAGUUCAACAAUGCAUUCAUUGCCAUGAUGCGGUACUCUGAAAUUCCUCGUGAUUUCUCGUCGGACAGUCUUCGAUUUGUCGAAAUCUCCGAAGAUCAGCUCUGUCACAACCUCAUUGACGAAACACCGUCGCCAAGCAGCGAAACUUCAUCAUGUGGACCUGGCCUACCACUGAUCGCCGACACCAAACAUCAGAACUAUGCAAAACCGAAUGACAUCAAGAGCAAAAGGAAAAAUUCGGAUGGAGCGCAAUUUGUGGGCACAGUGCAUUCAGCGAAUGGAAGCUACUACAACGACUCUAUGACUGACUCAGUACCACCGAAUAAAACCCAAAGUUUACCCAUUAAUGCAACGAUCAACGGCCUAGAUUCGAUUAUACUCAGUGCUCUGCGAGUAUCGGCUGAAGAGCUGGCAGGACAGAUUACGUUGCUGGACUUUCCGGAAUUCGCUGCAAUUCAACCAGAUGAGUUGACCAGUUGUGCCUGGACGAAAAAGAACAAACAUGUGGUCGCACCGAAUAUCGUCGCCUUCACCAAAAGAUUCAAUCACACGAGCUUCUGGACGGUACAGGAAAUACUCAGCGGAAGUACACCAAAGCAUCGAGCAGAAAUUAUUGCUCAUUUCAUCAAGGUCGCCAAAAAGUUGUUCGAAUUCAACAAUCUCCAUUCACUGUUCGCAAUUGUCUCAGCAAUGCAAACAGCCAGCAUUUUCCGACUCAGCAAAACGUGGACAUGUCUGUCCAAAAAAGAUAAGCAAACGUUCGAUCGCCUUGCCGAUAUAUUCAACGAAAAGGAUAAUUGGGCAAAUCUGCGAAAAUAUUUGGAAUCUCUGAAGCUACCGUGCAUACCGUAUUUGGGUCUGUUUUUGACCGAUCUGGUGUACAUUGAUUUGGCACAUCCGUACACAUCUGGCUGUGGCCUUGAAUCAGAGCAGCGUCGCACUCAAAUGAACAACAUUUUGCGAGUCAUUUCCAGUUAUCAGGGAUCGAAUUACACUCACAUACCGAACAUCCCAACGACACAGAAAUAUCUUCAAUCAGUUCGAUACAUCGAAGAGUUGCAGAACAUUUUUGAAGACGAUCAAUACAAGAAAUCUCUGAAAUUGGAACCUCAAACAGUUCCAUCAUCAUCAUCUUGCAGUUCCAAAGAAUCGGUGGUUGCACCACAGCACAACAGCUAUCUGGAUCCGUCAUCUUUAGCUUCAUUGAACCUAUCGCCGGUGAAAUUAUCAGGAUCUGUACGACUGUCAGCGACCACUGCUGCAAAGUUUAUUCCGUGCCACCGGAAAAGUCGCUCUCUUGGCUCCAAUUUUCGGAGCAUUAGUCUACCCAGAAACUUUCAUAAAAAAUGUCAUUGUUCUCCUGCUGCGGGAUCCUCAGUGCCGAUAACCCGGUGCAAGUGUAGCAUUUUUGGCAAAAAUCACUCACAAGUCGGCGCAAUCGAAAGCUACGAUAAUCCGCUUCAUCAGUCAAGACAUUUGUUAGACGAUUCGGUUAUCGAAGAUAAGUGCGGAGCGGGUGCUGCCGGACCUGCGGACGGAUUUACGAUUCAUCAAGCUAGCGGCGAUCACUCUCUAUCAACUCCCGUCGGAUUCCAAGGAUGUGUCCGUCGGAAGACCAUGCUGAAGGACGGUCGAAAACCAGCGGUAGCAUCAUGGCAACGAUAUUGGUUGCAGAUCUGGGCAAAUUCGUUGGUUUAUUUUGCACCAAAAUCAUUCAAGGGUACAGAACGAUCUGAUUUUAAGCGUGAACCGUGUAAAGUAAGCUCGUUGGAUGGAUGGUCGGCACAAUUGAUGGACAAUUCACAGCAAAUGAAUACAUUUCAAUUGAUUAAUACGUCACUUGGCACCGUCUACAAGUUCCGUACGGGUUCAGCGAACAUGACAUCGUUGUGGUUAGAAUCAUUGGGACAAGACAAAUCGGAUAAGACUCAACUAGGCAAUACCAAAAAGCAAUUACCAAUCAAUUUAAUGACAUUCGAAUAAGUCCCCUUGCUAAAAUAUAUUUGUACUUUGCUAAAUUAAUGGAAAAAUAAGUCACAAAAAUUAUUAAUUGAAAUAAAAUUACUCGGUCUACAGAU
Molecule: messenger RNA, 2614 nt
Organism: Bradysia coprophila
Lineage: Eukaryota; Metazoa; Arthropoda; Insecta; Diptera; Sciaridae
Gene: RalGPS
Product: Ral GEF with PH domain and SH3 binding motif
Biological process (GO): Ras protein signal transduction
Cellular component (GO): plasma membrane
Molecular function (GO): guanyl-nucleotide exchange factor activity
Source: RefSeq, a predicted model, not a curated record